AUGGGCAAAACAAUCUACAGUAGUGUUAAGAAAUAUACGUACGGUAGUCCGCACCACUCAAGAUCGCAGUCGGUGAAGGCAGGGAGAUCCAGGACGGGGGAGAGGCAGCUCCUCGGGUUACCCCAGCAGCGAGCCAGGGUCGCCUCCAUGCCCAACACUGGGGUAGAGGAGGAGUACUACAGACUGAGGCACUUCAGUAUUACAGGCAAAGGUGUGGUGAACAGAGGGGACUCCUUAAGGUCAAGGCGGUCCAGGUCAAACACUUCUGUCGCAUCCAGUGCCUCGAGCACGGAGGCUGUGACUAGAGCGUCGGCGCCCUGCUCACUGGCAUCGUCCAGACGAAAGACAGACAGACAAGACAAGUAGAGUGACAUUGUCAAUAAAAACAUUCAAAAAUAGAAAGGUUGACAGAGCUGUUCUGUUAGAUACACCCUGUAGAUUUAACAUUUUCGCCGAGUGAAAAUAAGUCCAUAAGCUUGUCCUGCCAAAAUGGCAAAAACUGAUUCGGAGUUAAACCUUUUAUGACUUCUGCACCUUAAAGGUCCACGCUUUACAUACAAUUUUUAGACAUUUUUUUUUAGACCCUAACCCACCUGAAGUUAACACCAACCACCUUGCCGGCCUGCAAAAUUGCUUCUUCAUGCCUCUCUUAAAAGACCCCAGAUUGUAGGAAGAAGGGGACCACGUGCAAGAAUUCCUCUUACGAAUAGUACGACAAAGAAAUGAGUCACCAAAUUUCUUUGUUCCUGUAGGAAUAGUGGCCUCAGUAAGUCGGUGGCAACGUAGGCCAGCGCACGUGGUCCUCUGAAGAAAAGGUGAUGGAGGGAUCAUCAUCAUCAUCAUCAUCAGCCUAUUAAUGUCCCCACUGCUGGGGCACAGGCCUUCCCUAUGGAUGGAAUAGGGAGAUAGGGCCAUGACCCACCACGCGGGCCCAAUGCGGAUUGGCGGGUGCUAACGACUGCAGAUGCAGCCGGGACCAACGGCUUAACGUGCCUUCCGAAGCACGGAGGAACUCGAGAUAGAAGAUUUUUGGUCACCCAUCCAUUGACCGACCACUGCGAAGUUGCUUAAAUUCAACGAUCGCAGCCGAACGCGCUAACCACUUGCGCCAUCGAGCUCCUCUCUCCUCUGAUGGAGGGAUAACGGAGAAUAACUCCUAACUGCCGGCGAGGAAGCGACUAACUAUCGGCUAUUUUCAC
Chilo suppressalis (striped riceborer) is the source of this 1199-nucleotide messenger RNA. The record is from the annotation of a GenBank genome assembly. NCBI's taxonomy places the organism in Eukaryota, Metazoa, Arthropoda, Insecta, Lepidoptera, Crambidae.